AUAAGAAAGGCUACAGUUUUAAACAAACAAAGUUUACUUACCGUAGGGUUAUUUUUCACUUCCUUGAACUGUUCCACCAUUGUUUUACGAUCUGUUCUUCGAUAUUUCAUUAUUCCUCGAAGGAUUUUAUCCAUGUCUAAGCCUAUUCACACACUGUUCUACUGUAAGCUGUACGAACUCGGCUAACCCUUUCCUAAUCCAAGGUCCAUUGCGUAUAAUGGCUGAUAGUGAGAGUGCAAAGUGCGUACCGGCAUCAAUUUUAACUUAUUUUGGGAGAAGAAUCAAUCCAAGUGGAAGACUGCUGAUCUCUGGGGGAGCUUGUUGAACAACUUCCAAGAAAAAGCAGGAAAACGGCGCUGUGUUCCCGUGAGGCGGAAUCUAGGAAUGUCAAUUUUGCUUCUGCUACGUGUAUUAUAGCUAUGAACAUCUCCUGGUCUUUAGUAGCUCAAUGUUCGACCUGAUGUGUACAAGAGAGGAGAAUAUAUACUGCCCAAUAACAAGAGAUAAGCUGACCCUUGUCGUCAGCUGUGACGUGUUAUCUGCCGUACCCCUCAUUGCUCAAGUGCGUCUGCUGUUGAAGUUAGUGUUUUAGAAGAAGAGUAAAACGUGUUUUCAAGAAGAAUGUCACUCACAAGAAUCCUCAGGUUAGGAUUAUGGUUUUUUGAUGAGCCGAAUCACUCAACACAGAGGGUAGGAUGGAGAAGUAUAGUUACCGUCGUCAAACCGACUCAUCAGUCUGCAAAGGUGAAGAAGGCUCGGAUAAAAAAGCUGUUGAUUGCCAACCGAGGAGAGAUCGCCUGUCGAGUCAUGAGAACGGCUCGGCGACUCGACAUUCAUUCUGUAGCGGUCUAUAGUGAUGCAGACAAACGUGCAAUGCAUGUCAAUAUGGCAGACUCAGCUUACAAUAUUGGACCUCCUCCUUCUCGGGAGAGUUACUUGUGUGCGGACAAAAUCUUAGCGGUUGCUCACGACAGUGGGGCCGACGCUAUCCACCCGGGCUACGGUUUCCUCUCGGAAAACGCAGAAUUUGCCGAGCAGUGCCAGAAGGAAGGUGUGAUCUUCAUAGGUCCUCCUGCCUCUGCGAUCCGAGACAUGGGAAUCAAAAGCACAUCCAAAGCAAUAAUGUCGGCUGCUGGAGUGCCAGUGAUUGAGGGUUACCAUGGCGAUGAGCAAUCAGAGACGAGAUUGGCCGAAGAGGCGGAUAAGAUUGGUUUCCCAAUCAUGAUCAAGGCGGUUCGAGGAGGAGGUGGUAAGGGGAUGCGUAUUGCCAUGACUAGAGAAGAGUUUCUCUUCGCGUUGGGUUCCGCUCGGAGAGAAGCGUUGAAGGCGUUCGGUGACGAUGCAGUGUUGCUGGAACGCUAUGUUCGCUCACCGAGACAUGUUGAAGUCCAAGUGUUCGGAGACCAGUAUGGCGACUGUGUGUAUUUGUUUGAACGAGACUGUAGCGUUCAGCGACGUCACCAGAAAGUCAUCGAGGAAGCACCUGCGCCGGGAGUUUCGCCAGAGUUACGCAGACAGCUGGGUGUAGCGGCUGUAAGAGCUGCCCAGGCUGUUGGCUACGUAGGAGCUGGCACUGUAGAGUUCAUCCUGGACCCUCACGAUCUCAGCUUCCACUUCAUGGAAAUGAACACCAGACUCCAGGUGGAACACCCGGUGACGGAGAUGAUCACGGGAACGGACCUGGUCGAGUGGCAGAUCAAGGUAGCUAGUGGCGAGAGACUACCGGUCAGACAGGAACAGUUGUCACCUCAAGGACAUUCGUUUGAGGCUCGUGUCUAUGCAGAGAGUCCUGAUGCUAACUUUAUGCCUGGCGCCGGACCUCUUCUUCACCUGUCACCCCCCACCACUGAACCAUCCGUUCGCAUUGAGACAGGGGUUCAGCAGGGUGACGAAGUUAGCGUACACUACGACCCAAUGAUAGCGAAGCUGGUGGUGUGGGGCUCCGAUAGACAAGCUGCCUUGGACAAGUUGAGGACGAAACUAGCUGAAUAUCAGGUUGUAGGUUUGGACACGAAUCUAGAGUUUCUGCGCAGGCUGACGUUGGAGCCGGAGUUCAUCGAAGGUCGGGUUCACACAGGGUUUAUAGAAGAGCACACUGAGACGCUUCUAGGCGAGCGGCCAGUACCUCAGUCUGCGGUAGUACAGGCUGUUCUAGGCAUUGUACUGCAUGACAAGGCACAGGCAUUGGCUCAAGCUGCUGAAUCUAAAGACCCAUUCAAUCCCUUUAACACUCUCACAGGCUUCAGAGUCAAUGGGCAGCUGACCAGACAAAUACGGCUGCUUCAUAGACAACAAGAGUACGAGGUGCAGGUGGUGUACGAGGCUGACAGUUACACAGUGACAGUGAAGGGGGUCGGCACAGUUCAAGUGUCUGGUCAACUAGACAGCAGCGGCUACCUGACGACGCAGCAGGACAGACAAGGCAGGUCUAGGUGUAAGAUUGUCAUGCAGGAUGCUUAUACACUCCACGUCUUCACUUUGGAAGGUGCCUAUAAGUUUGUCCUACCGCAGUACGAUGGUAGUGGGGCCAGGGAGGGGGGAGUGUCAGACUCCCUGGUGGCCUCUCCCAUGCCUGGGGUCAUAGACAAGGUGGUCGUCUGUCCAGGGGACAAGGUCAAGGCAGGAGAUCCCCUGGUGGUUGUCAUAGCGAUGAAGAUGGAGCAUGUGAUCAAGUCACCCAAGGAUGGAAUCAUUGAAAGGAUUCUGUACCAAGCCGGGGAGAGCGUCAGCAAAAAUGUUCCUCUGAUUCAGUGGCAGGAAUAACAAUGUUGAUAACAAAUGGACGUGGUGAGAAAUCUACAGGGAUAUAUUGUUAAGUUUUAUCCUUUUUUUUUACUUUUUGUUACUAUUUUUAAUUGCUGUGCUGUUUAUUGUGCCAUAUUUUUAGUCUAUUUCUCAAAUAUUUACAGCCGAGUUAAAAAUAGGCUAAGUUACUUAAAUACUUCGUUACUUUUUACAGGUCUCAUUUUAGCGUAGCUUGAAAUGUAUUAUUCUUGUUAUUUUACGUUACUUAUUAUAAUUGUAAAUGUAAGUUUUAGUAGCCUAGUAUUGUUUUAUAACAGUUUCCUGUACAUUUUAGUGAUAUGUAAAUGUGAUAUUAAUCUGUAUGGUGAUAUGUAAUAUUUAAGGUUCCUCAGUGACUUGUUUUGUACUGCAAAGACUUAUCUUACCCAUACUUAUUUACAAUUGUUGGGAUUUUAUAGUUUUGUAAUGAAUAUACAGAUUUUCCAUUAAAAUUGUUUUUGUUACAUGA
Messenger RNA from Macrosteles quadrilineatus (aster leafhopper), 3253 nucleotides. RefSeq names its product methylcrotonoyl-CoA carboxylase subunit alpha, mitochondrial (gene Mccc1). Gene Ontology annotation, molecular function: ATP binding; metal ion binding; methylcrotonoyl-CoA carboxylase activity. NCBI's taxonomy places the organism in Eukaryota, Metazoa, Arthropoda, Insecta, Hemiptera, Cicadellidae. The transcript is spliced from 17 exons. Gene Ontology annotation, cellular component: mitochondrion. The coding region runs from base 622 to 2763 and encodes 713 amino acids. The record is from RefSeq and is a predicted model, not a curated record.